Molecule: messenger RNA, 668 nt
Organism: Monopterus albus (swamp eel)
Lineage: Eukaryota; Metazoa; Chordata; Actinopteri; Synbranchiformes; Synbranchidae
Product: Zinc finger protein 706-like
Exons: 4
Coding region: 75-305 (76 amino acids)
Source: RefSeq, a predicted model, not a curated record
UGGCCUUCAAAAAAAAAGUAAACGACAAAAGGAGCGAAGAGAGAGGCGAACGUCUAAGGUCGAAGCUGAGGGCCAUGGCUCGUGGGCAGCAGAAGAUUCAGUCCCAGCAGAAGAAUGCCAAGAAGGCAGCAGAGAAGAAGAAAUCUCAGGGCGCUGACCAGAAGACUGCAGCUAAGGCUGCUCUGGUCCACACGUGCCCCGUGUGCCGGACACAGAUGCCUGACCCCAAGACUUUCAAGCAGCACUUUGAGAGCAAACACCCCAAAUCCCCCAUGCCUCCGGAGCUGGCAGACGUUCAGGCAUAAAGGACUGCUGACUGGACCUGAACCAGGAUGCACGACGACCACGGACUAAACGCUGGACCACGGAGCCUGGAGGUUGUUGCUGAUGAACUCUGGGGCCUGUCAGUAUUCAUGGACAACGGGUUGGGAUGGAGGGAGGGGGGUGGGUGUACGUGCUGUGUACCUGUUUGUUGUGUAAGAGAGAACUAUAAUGCAGUAGUCCACCAGCAGCCAUGUCUUGUAUUUAUUGUAUACAGCUACCUGACCCCGAAAGCAGCAGGACCACUAAAGUGUUGCGGCUAAUGAAUUACAAUGUCUAGAGAAACUACAAUAGGAAGUAAAACCUAAAGUGUUUUUGAAGUUGUGGCAGGUAAUUUUCUGUAGUAA